GCCAUCAAUCAGCCUUGUUCUUUCCCCCAAACAACAUUUCUCAGCCUUGUCUUGGGUUUGGCACCGGGCUUGAACCACCCCAUCUUCUCGUCUCGACUUUUACACUUCUUACUUUUGCAGUCCAACAAAGUCUUUUCUCGACUCUUACACUCAACAUUCAACCAUUACAUUCGUUUUUAUCAAAGGAUACAGAAACUCACCGCAACCGACAACCACCCAUCAAGGUUCUCCAGCUACUCCGAGGAACACAUUUCACCAUCCACCACAACCACCACCCGACAAACCAAUUCUCCGGCCCCUUUCAACUGUUUUCUUUCCCUCAGUUUAUUUUUAUUUUUAUUUUUAUUUUUAUUUUUACAAAAUCAAUUUCUACCAACCCACGCUUGAAAAUGUCCAACAACAACAACCCCUCCACGCCCGUAAAAAUCCCCCCUUCGGCAGCUGGCUACACACCCGCCACCCUCGACCCCGAACUCCGCUCGUCAAUCAACGGGACCUUGAUCAAAGAGGGUCAUGUCGCCAAAAUCCAAGAAAUCCUCCUCCACACCCUCCACGCAAACCCAACCAACUGGCCCACCCUCGUCGAGAACCACGCCCGGGAUUUGUUGCGGUCGGGCGAGGUGACCACCUUUCCGGUCUUGCUGAAGAGGGUGAUGGAUGAUAUUAGGCAUGAUACCGCUCUUGCUCCGAGCAACAGAGCAGCGAAUGGGACGCCGGGUCAGGGGGAGGAGGUGAACGUUAAUGGGAAGAAUGUGAAUGUUAAUGGGAAUGGGAUCAAGGUUGGUGGUGGGGGAAGGGGGGAGAAUGGUAAUAGUUUGGCGUUGCCACAGCAGGUGGUGGAGGAUGCGUUGAGGGUUACGAGGGCGGCGUUGGAGGGGGUGGUGGAGAUUGAGGAGGGGAAUCCUUAGGGGGGAAUGAGGGUGAGGAAGGGGACGGGGUUUGCGAAGGGGGGAAAGGGUGAUGGGGAUGGGGCUGCUGGAGCGGGGGGGUUUGAGGAUAGUGAUGGGGAUGGUGCCAACUAGGAUACUGGAGACGAGAAUUUACCGCCACCGCCGCCAUUGGAAGAAGAAGAACGGGGUGCCGAAGAGAGUGGGGAGGAUGAGUCUGGAGACGAUGAUGCAGGCGAGGAUGAAGAAGACGAAGAUGAAGAAGGCGAGAGUGACGCUGAUGAUGAAGCGGGGCCGCACGGCGACAGCGACGAGAGCGACGCUGAUGAAGACGAGAGGGAGCCAGCGGGAGAGGAACCAUCGAGAGAGGAACCAGCGAGAGAGCAAGAUCUUGCGAGAGAACAGAGUAGUGGGGGCGAAACACUGGUGGAUGAAGAUGGAGAGGUGCCUGGUUUUCACGAUGAGGAGACGGCUGUUGAGACUGACAACGACGCAACUGUUGAUGAGGACUAUGAUGUGAUUGAUCCUCUGACUAGCGAGCCGUAUCCAGAGGGGACUGGCCCUCGUCAUCGGCAUGCUGCUGAUGUGUAUUCUGAUCCGAGUAGAGGAUUAUCAUACAGAAGAGGGGGAUGAUCUCGGUGGGUGAUUCUGACUCCGGGAUCGUGGCAAUGGCAUGGGUUUUGGAGACGGAGGGGGAGAGUCGGCCAGUUCGUGAAUCAGCUGAAUCUGGGGAAUGAGGAACGAGUCUAAUAGGGAUGGGUGACAAGAGUGUGUGGAUAUGGAUAUAUCAGCGGGGGAGGAAUCACCACGAGGUUUUGGUUUGUGUUUUUUUCUUCCAGAGCGAAAGGAAGAGUUUAGGGGAUGCAUUAUAAUAUGUCAGGGCGCCCACAACCAAGCGAACGAUAAGCAGUAGGGUAGGCCUUACACAGUUGAUAAUGGGAAAGCGAGUUGGGGGCAAGGGGGAAAUAUUGGUUUUUAUGCACACAACACUUGUGUAUAUAUAGAUAUAUCACACCAAGAACA
This is a messenger RNA of Podospora pseudocomata, 1910 nucleotides long. RefSeq lists its product as uncharacterized. The transcript has 2 exons. The record is from RefSeq and is a predicted model, not a curated record. NCBI's taxonomy places the organism in Eukaryota, Fungi, Ascomycota, Sordariomycetes, Sordariales, Podosporaceae. The coding region runs from base 390 to 908 and encodes 172 amino acids.